Prunus persica (peach) is the source of this 3204-nucleotide messenger RNA. Its product is annotated as probable disease resistance protein At5g66900. NCBI's taxonomy places the organism in Eukaryota, Viridiplantae, Streptophyta, Magnoliopsida, Rosales, Rosaceae. Bases 8 to 2452 code for a protein of 814 amino acids. Gene Ontology annotation, molecular function: ADP binding. The transcript has 6 exons. Gene Ontology annotation, biological process: defense response to fungus. The record is from RefSeq and is a predicted model, not a curated record.
UAAAGUUAUGGCAUUGGAGGCAGUGGGAGGAGCUGCUCUAGGAGCAGUAUUUGGGACGCUGCUUGAUGGUGUUAUAGCGGUGUCGUCGAAGACUAUAAUGUUUAAAACCCACCUCAGAAAUCUCAAAUUCACCAUGGACUCUUUUCAGCAAGUGGAUGAAGACGUAAGACAACAUCCCAACAUAUUGUUUCGCCCCAUCCCGGGCCUAGAAAGGUUUAGGAUCCAAAUGAAGAAGGGCGUUCAGCUCGUUGACAAGUGCUCCAAGGUUCGUCCAUGGAAGUUAAACGCUUUCAAAAAGCCUAUUUACACCAGCAAACUUGUUGCAUUGAAUGCAUCUCUCAAUACACUGUUAAGUGUACUGACAGUGCACAUAAUAAGUGAUACGAGGGCUCGGGUAAUCGAUGUGGCUACAACAUUGAACCAAAUCGAUGCGAAUAUUGUGGCACAAUAUCAAAAUCAAAAUCAAGGUUGGUGUGCAAUACCUGAGCCUCCACCCUUUACUGUUGGAUUGGAUGUGCAUGUGGAGGAGUUGAAGAUGGAGCUUCUUAAAGACGAGGCAUCAAUGCUUGUGGUGACUGGUCUUGGAGGAUGCGGGAAAACCACACUGGCACAAAUGAUUUGCAAAGAUCAGAAAGUCAAAGAAAAAUUCAAAGGCAAUCUCUUUUUCGUCAUUGUUUCAAAGAAGUCCAACUGCCUUGUUGUACAAGAACUAUGUCGAAAAACAGGAUCCCUGGUACCUUCUUUCCAAGAAGAAGCAAUUGCAUUUAACUGGCUGCAAGAAUUUCUGAAUACAAUAGGACAAGAUCCUCUACUUUUGGUCCUGGAUGACGUGUCGCCGGGAUCAGACUCCCUUCUUGAUAAGCUUGAUGAAUUCAAAAGACCAAAUCACAACAUUUUGGUGACAUCAAGAGUUCAAUUUCCAAGAUUUGGUCCUGCCUAUCUUUUAGGAACAUUGGAACCAGGAGAUGCAAUGACACUUUUUCGUCAUUCAGCAUCCCGGUCUGAUAGGAGCUCUUAUAUACCAGACAAUCUAGCGGAACAGAUAGUACAGCACUGUAAGGGAUUUCCACUUGCCAUUACAACGAUCGGAAGAUCAGUUUGCGAGCAGCCUACAGAGAUCUGGGAGAAAAGAGUAACGGAAUUGUCUAAAGGCUCUUCUAUUCUUGAUUCUGAGGAUUAUUUGCUUGCUUGCCUCCAAAGUAGCUUAGAUGCCUUGGAUGAACGAAUGCCUAUCAUUAAGGAAUGCUUCAUUGACCUUGCUUUAUUUCCUGAACACCGAAGUAUCCCUGCUGUUGCUCUCAUUGAUAUGUGGGCAGAAUUAUAUGGACUAGAUAAGGAUUCUUGGUCCAUUGCGAACAUCCACGAGCUUACCAAUCGUAAUUUGGCGAAUCUAGUCACAAGGAAUGGGAAGACGGAGAUCGAUGGCUAUUAUAGUGAACACUUUGUUACUCAGCAUGAUAUGCUUAGAAAUCUAGCUAUCCAUCAGAUUGGUCAAGAUGAAAUAGGAAAGGAAAAAAGGCUGAUUAUAGAUAUUUGUAGUGACAAUCUCCCUAAGUGGUGGACAGAACAGAAGAAUAAACCCAAGAAGACCCGCUUAUUAUCUAUCUCAACUGAUGGAUUGUCCUCGGAAAAGUGGCACGACAUGCAUCUACCAAAGGCUGAGGUUCUAGUUCUUAAUUUUCAGACAGAGAACUAUGGUCUGCCCAAGUUCGUGAAGAAAAUGUCCAAGUUGAAGGUUCUAAUAGUCACAAAUUAUGGUGUCUUACAAGCUGACUUGAGUAAUUUCAAGCUUUUGGGUUCUUUGGCUAAUCUGAAGAGAAUAAGAUUAGAGCGCAUUUCAAUUCCUUCCAUAAGGAAGAACUCCAUGCAGUUGAAGAGUCUGCAGAAGAUAUCUUUAUUCAUGUGCAGCAUCGGUCAAGCUUUUAGCAACUCUUCCAUCCAAAUCUUAGAGGCAUUUCCAAAUCUAGUGGAAUUGAACAUUGACUACUGCGAUGAUUUGGUGGAAUUGCCUGUCAAGAUCUGUGAUCUUAUCCGCCUAAAGAAGCUCAGUAUUACCAAUUGCCAUAAGCUAUCUAGCUUGCCUGAAGAGAUUGGAAAGCUAGAGGGUUUAGAGGUAUUGAGGCUGAGGUCCUGCACAGACUUGGUAAAACUUCCAGGCUCCAUUAAGGACCUCACUAAGUUACACUUGCUUGACAUAUAUAAAUGUUUCAGCAUCAAGGAGUUGCCUGAAGACAUUGGUGAAAUGAGUGGUUUAGAAAAAAUAAACAUAGGACAAUGCUCAAGAUUGCAAGAGUUGCCUGUAUCAGUUUUGAAUCUUGGGGAGUUACGGGAAGUGAUAUGUGAUGAUUACACAGAAAACUUAUGGGGGGAACCUUUCAAAUCCAAUCUCACAAAGAUAAAGAUAUCGGUGGUAAAAGAAGACUUCAACCUGAAUUGGCUCCACAAUCUUUGAGAGCUGAAUGUCUUUAAUAAACGUAUGUUGGGGCAAUGGCUCUAUGAGUAAGUUGUGUUUCAAUUCUUUUUUACCUCGUCAUUUUGUUCUCUUUCUCGUUGUUUGUUUUUCAUUUGUGUAGAGGAUUUGGAUUUACAAACCAUAUGCUAAAGAUUUACAUGUGCGAUUUCUUAUGAGGGAAGACAAAUGGGGGCAGGGGCUACCCUGGUGCAAAAGAAGACAAGAAUCUACCUUUCUUUCUUGGAAACAACUCUGAGCUCCAAAUUAGUCAGAAUACUAACAUAUUACUUGGAGCCGAAGGCAAAACUUCACUGAGUGUAUAUCUUAGACAUGUGGGUUGAAAUUGCAGUCCCAUCGAACAAGUCUAAUAGGAAAGCAUUGGAAAAAAACCUAGUAAUAAAAAUAUCAAUAUUUGAGGCUUGCUCUAUCAAGUCAACUGUUUUCUUCUUUUCAGGUUUUACAGUGGAAGAAGACCUGUUUAGCUGCUGCCUUGCCAAUGUCUUUAGAGUCAAUUGUAUUAAACGCGGAAAUCUUGACAGCAUCUGUAGCGUACGAUUUGGGUUGAAACUGAUCUUAUUACGAUUUUGGGUUGAAAUUCAUUAUUCAGCCCACGUUGUGUGGGGCCUUUGUCAACUUCAGUCGUAUGUUUUGGAGGCCCUAGUCGAAUAUCUUAAAUGGGCCCUUCUCCUCUAUAUGUAUAUUUAUAUGAUUUUUUUUUUUCAAUAAGCUAAAAAAAUAUUAUAUGAACUCAA